Molecule: messenger RNA, 852 nt
Organism: Phanerochaete carnosa HHB-10118-sp
Lineage: Eukaryota; Fungi; Basidiomycota; Agaricomycetes; Polyporales; Phanerochaetaceae
Exons: 3
Coding region: 145-831 (228 amino acids)
Source: RefSeq, a predicted model, not a curated record
CCGGUGCAGUGGCUACAGGAACUGUUCGACGUCUUCCCACAUCUUACCUUCAUUGGCCUCAGGUACGGCUGGGCCGUACCGACAGACAAGGCGCCGGCGCUGCCAUUACGACGGUAUCGUGUAGAGACACUCCAGCUCGACACGAUGAUUGAUCGCCAGCUGCCCUGGGUGCUUGCUCACUUCGAGCACGUGCGCACCUUCGAGCUCAUUCAAUGCGUCUGCCAUAUGCCGUACAAGAGCCUGCACCAUCCGUCGUGUGUGCAGAUCGAGUCGCUCAAGUUCAAGCGGUCGCUUGCGGGGAACCUGCGGAUGCUGGCGCCGCUCGUCGACCCGAAUGCGCUCCGAUCGGUCCAGAUUGAUGGGCGCCUCGACGGCUAUGCGGAGAUGGCUGAGGCCCUAGAUGAUUUCCUUCGCAUCGCGGGCUCGAAAAUCGAGUAUCUUUCCGUCCUCAUGGGCUGGAGUGGCGGUAGACCGUCUGCGACCAGUUUGUCGUCCCUCUCCACAUGCACCGAACUGCGCUGCCUGAAGUUAUGGUUGGCCGAAGCUUGGCAAUUCGACUUCCUCUGCCACAACAUCCUGCCGUUCAUCGCGUCUUCCAUUCGCAAGAUCUCUAUUUGUUUCUGGCUUGAUUGGUUCGAGCAGUUUUUCGCCUCAGGCCCAGCGUGGCGCAACCUCGAGCGGGGCCUUGAUCGCUGCCUUCCGACGUUGGAUGAGCUGGUGUUUGAUGAGAUUUGCGAGGCUGAGCUGGUGGACAGGUGGCACAAUCAGAUUUCCGCAGAGCUAUCCCCACAGUUUCGCAGGCUGAUACGGGUGAUCCCCCAGCACUCGUAGUGUGCAGACAACGAAGAUAGC